AAAAAAGAAAAGAAAUUAAAAUUAGGAGGCUGAGUUUGCCCUAGAAACCUACUCUCUCUCUCUACCUCCUUGGCGUAUAUAAAAGCCUUGCUCUCCCCCAAUUCAUCCCACAAUCUCUCACGCGGACGUUUACAAUAGAGACCCAUCCAUCUCUAGCCCCUCUAUUUUCUUCAUUAUAAGGAAGUUGGCAGUUUUGUCUGCUUCAUCUGCAGUUCAUCAAAAGUGGAGUUCGUCAAGUUUGAAGCUUUUUUUAUGUCUGAGCGGGCCUCUCUCUUUUUGUCAUCAAUUGGAUUACUUGGAGAGUACUGUCCUACGUCUAGAAAAAAGAUCAGAAGUUCUGCAACUAAGGUUGGCUGCAUGCAUCUUGGGUUUUUUGAGGGCCAUUGCACAGACUAUAUAGGUUGCCAGUUUAUGCGUCCUUUCCCUUCUGCUAGGAACGUGCCUGCUAAAGGAGAAUUUUCUAUUAUUAGAGAGCAUACUGCUGCUGAUUUUUGUCACUUCUGAUUAACGUGAUACUGGUCUCUCCAUCAGUACCAACAAGAUGGCAUUGCAAAAUAUUGGUGCUUCCAACAGUGAUGAUGCCUUUUACAGGUAUAAGAUGCCAAAAAUGAUAACCAAGAUUGAAGGUAGGGGAAAUGGCAUCAAAACUAACGUUGUUAACAUGGUUGAGAUUGCUAAGGCCUUGGCUAGACCUGCUUCCUACACGACGAAGUACUUUGGUAAUGAGCUUGGAGCCCAAUCCAAGUUUGAUGAGAGGACCGGAACUUCACUUGUGAAUGGAGCCCAUGACACUGCAAAACUUGCUGGGCUGCUUGAAAACUUCAUCAAGAAGUAUGUUCAAUGCUAUGGCUGUGGGAACCCUGAAACUGAGGUAGUUAUAACCAAGACACAAAUGAUUACCUUGAAGUGUGCUGCCUGUGGAUUUGUUUCUGAUGUUGAUAUGAGGGAUAAGCUUACAACAUUUAUUCUCAAGAACCCACCUGAGCCAAAAAAGGGAUCUAAAGACAAGAAAGCAAUGAGGAGGGCUGAGAAGGAACGGCUCAAGGAGGGUGAGGCUGCCGAUGAGGAGCAGAAGAAGCUCAAAAAGGAGACAACAAAGAAGAAAGGCACCUCUGGUAGUUCUAGGGAUGGUGCUAAAGGUACGUCAUCAAAGAAGAAAGGCAAUGGCUCAGAUGAGGAUCACUCGCCAGCUCACAGCCAGGCUGAUGAAAAUGACCAAUUGAUUGCUGAUGAUGAAGAUGACGGUGAUGAUGAUAUCCAGUGGCAAACAGAUACUUCUUUGGAGGCAGCUAAACAACGCAUCCAAGAGCAAUUGAGUGCUGUUACUGCAGAUAUGGUAAUGCUAUCCACAAAUGAAGACAAGGCAAAGUCAGCAAAAAAGUCUCCAGAACGAGAGGUUAAGGCUCACCAGAAUGGCUCUAAGAGCAAUGACCCCCUAGAAGGCCUUGUUAAUGAAAUAAAUGGAUAUCUGAAAAAGGGUGGUCCUGCAAGCCAGCUGAAGUCGUUCUUGAGUUCUCUCUCUGGGACACCUCAAGAAGUCAUUAAUGCGCUGUUUGCUGCUCUCUUUGGAGGUGUUGAAAAAGGGUUUGCCAAGGAGGUGACUAAAAAAAGGAACUACCUGGCAGCAGCAACUCAAGAGGAGGGAUCACAGAUGCUUCUGUUGCAUGCCCUUGAGUUUUUCUGUGGUAACGCAAGCCCUGAGGCAGUUAAAGAGGUACCAUUGGCUGUUAAAGUACUGUAUGACUAUGAUGUGCUGGAAGAGGAGUUUAUCCUAGAGUGGUACCAGAAGGGUUUAAGCGGUGCUAACAAAAGCUCACCAGUCUGGAAGAAUGUCAAGCCUUUUGUUGAAUGGCUUCAGAAUGCCGAGUCUGAAUCAGAAGAUGAGUGACUACUUAAGAGUUCUUUACUGGGUGUGUUUACAGUUUUACAGUGUCAGUUCUUCCUUCGUGGAAUAAGGUUGGUGGUAUUAUUGGUCUCUGCCCGGACUUGAAAUAAGAGGGGAACAUUGGGCCUGCAUUUCUGUGUUUUGUGUCGCUCAAUGAUUUCUCGUUGGAUUGUCCUACCACUAGUCAUCGGUUGGGUUUCUUAGUCUCUCUGCGAGUUUGUAUGUUUUGUCUGGAUUUGCAUUUAUAAGCUAAUAUAAAUUGCCAGUUUGAGUUUGGAGUCA
This is a messenger RNA of Hevea brasiliensis (rubber tree), 2167 nucleotides long. RefSeq names its product eukaryotic translation initiation factor 5. Gene Ontology annotation, molecular function: eukaryotic initiation factor eIF2 binding; translation initiation factor activity; GDP-dissociation inhibitor activity. The transcript is spliced from 2 exons. Gene Ontology annotation, cellular component: cytosol. Gene Ontology annotation, biological process: translational initiation; formation of cytoplasmic translation initiation complex; formation of translation preinitiation complex. The coding region runs from base 542 to 1888 and encodes 448 amino acids. Lineage: Eukaryota; Viridiplantae; Streptophyta; Magnoliopsida; Malpighiales; Euphorbiaceae. The record is from RefSeq and is a predicted model, not a curated record.